UUCCCACUUCAAAGCCUCAGGUACCUUCCACACUGAAACACUAGCUCCAAACAAUGGCAACUUGCUUCCAGCAGCAACCAAGCAAUGUUGAAGAUGACUCGGUUAUUCUCUUCUCAACUUCCAGUUCACCUGAAGGAUCCACCAGCCUUUCCUCUUCCUUCUAUCACUCACCACUUUCAACUGACAAUUCCAAGACUUCUCACAAACUAACAGUGAGAAACCUUUCCUACACAAUUCACCUGAAAAGGUCAAUUCCUGAUACUUUUUUUCACCUGGGGCAAAUGCCUAAGCCUGUUGAGAUACUUAAAUCGGUCAGCUUUGUUGCUAGAAGUUCCGAAAUACUUGCCAUUGUGGGUCCAAGUGGCACUGGGAAAUCUAGUCUUCUCAGGAUAAUAUCAGGAAGGGUAAAUGAUAAAGACUUUGAUCCUUGUAGCAUCUCUAUCAACGAUCAUCGGAUGACCAGUCCAGUUCAGUUGAGGAAGAUAUGUGGAUUUGUGGCACAAGAGGAUAAUUUGCUUCCUCUACUUACUGUAAGAGAAACGCUGAUGUUCAGCGCCAAGUUCAGGCUCAAAGAAAUGACUUCAAAAGAGAAGGAAGAAAGGGUAGAGAGCUUGAUGCAAGAGCUUGGCCUUUCACAUGUUGCGGACAGUUUUGUUGGUGAUCAAGAGAAUAGAGGAAUUUCUGGUGGAGAAAGAAAAAGGGUUUCGAUUGGUGUUGAUAUGAUUCACGACCCUCCAAUUUUACUCCUGGAUGAGCCAACUUCAGGCCUGGAUAGUACUUCAGCUCUUCAAGUGAUAGAGCUGCUUGCUUCGAUGGCCAAAGCUAAGCGAAGAACUGUGCUGCUUUCGAUCCAUCAACCAAGCUACAGAAUUCUUAGAUAUAUUUCUAACUUUUUAGUCCUUUCUCAUGGCUCUGUUGUCCACAAUGGUAGUCUCGGAUUGCUUGAGGAAACCAUACAGAAAUUGGGAUUUCAAAUUCCAACUCAGUUGAAUGCAUUAGAAUUUGCAAUGGAAAUUAUGCCUGCACUGGAAGCAUCAAGCUUCAAAUUUUCUGUUGCUGAAGACGGAGACUCAUAUUCCUACCCGGUAUGGUCAGACGAAGAAUGCAUCAGAAUUCAACAACACAAUGAGGACAAACAGAUGGGAAAUUUUUGGUUUUCAAGUCUGCUUGAAAUUAUGUUUCUCUGCUCAAGAUUUUGGAAAAUUAUUUAUAGAACAAAGCAGCUUUUCUUGGCAAGAACAAUGCAAGCCGUUGUUGGUGGGUUUGGAUUGGCAAGCGUCUAUGUGAAGGUAAGGAAAGACGAAGAAGGGGUCGCUGAGAGAUUAGGUCUAUUUGCAUUUAGUCUAAGUUUCCUCCUUUCUUCCACAGUUGAAGCACUUCCAAUAUACCUCGAAGAACGGCGAGUUCUGAUGAAGGAAGCCUCAAGGGGAGCCUAUAAAAUUUCCUCAUACAUGAUUGCCAACACCAUAGUCUUCAUGCCCUUCUUAUUCGCGGUAGCUAUCCUUUUUGCCGGUCCUGUCUACUGGAUUGUGGGGCUUAAUCCUUCCAUUGCAGCUUUCACAUUUUUCACUUUUGUGGUUUGGCUCAUAAUCCUGAUGGCAAGUUCCCUGGUACUCUUCCUCAGUGCAGUCUCUCCUGAUUUCAUAUCAGGGAAUUCCCUCAUUUGCACGGUUCUUGGAGCCUUCUUCCUAUUCUCUGGCUACUUCAUUCCAAAAGACAACAUUCCAAAGUAUUGGCUCUUUAUGUACUAUGUUUCCCUUUACAGGUAUCCAUUGGAUACCCUGCUUACAAAUGAGUAUUGGAGUGUGAGAGGUGAGUGUUUCUCAUGGCAUCCUCCGGAUUAUUCCCAUUGUUUGCUUACAGGGAAUGAUGUCCUCGAGAGUAGAGGGCUCGAUAAGGAUACAAGAUGGAUGAAUGUUGGGAUCAUGUUUGGUUUCUUUUUGUUCUAUCGUGUGCUUUGUUGGAUCAUUCUUGCUAGAAAGGCUUCAAGAACAACUAUAUAGUUAUACCCCUAGAACCUUAUAGGAUUUAUAUCAAUACAGUUUUAGUUCUUAGAUAAAUUUGAUCUUUCAUAU
Molecule: messenger RNA, 2075 nt
Organism: Theobroma cacao (cacao)
Lineage: Eukaryota; Viridiplantae; Streptophyta; Magnoliopsida; Malvales; Malvaceae
Gene: ABCG23
Product: ABC-2 type transporter family protein
Biological process (GO): transmembrane transport
Cellular component (GO): membrane
Molecular function (GO): ATP binding; ABC-type transporter activity; ATP hydrolysis activity
Source: RefSeq, a predicted model, not a curated record